AUGGCCUCUGUCAACAGCUUUCCUACCAUCAAGGCCGUCAAGACCUUCGUCAUUCAGGGCGUUGGCUCUGGCGGUGACUACCACAAUGUCAAGGGUGGCCAUUGGCUGAUCGACUCCAAGAUUGCUACUCCCAUGUCGGGCUACGACAAGUACCGCAAGUCGCGAACUGACUUUGGCAUCAACGUCCUUGGUUCUUUCUGUGUCGAGAUCGAGUCUACCGAUGGUAAGAAGGGCUUCGCUACUGGCUUUGGCGGACCGCCAGCAUGCUGGCUAGUUGCUGAGCACUUUAACAGAUUCCUGAUCGGCGCUGAUCCUCGCGAUACCAACCUCCUCUUCGACCAAAUGUACCGAGCUUCCAUGUUCUACGGACGAAAGGGUCUACCGCUGGCAGUCAUCUCAGUAAUCGAUUUGGCGGUAUGGGAUCUGCUAGGCAAGAUCAGGAACGAGCCUGUAUACAAGAUGAUUGGUGGCACAACAAGAGACAAACUCAACUUCUACUGUACCGGUCCCGCGCCGUCUGCCGCUAAGAAGAUGGGCUUCUUCGGUGCCAAGGUCGCCCUCCCAUACAGCGCUGCCGAGGGCUUUGAGGGUUUGAGGAAGAACAUCGAGUAUCUGACAAAAAUGCGCGAAAGUGUCGGUCCCGACUUCCCACUUAUGGUCGACUGCUGGAUGAGUCUGACCGUGCCCUACACCAUCGAGAUCGCCGAGAAGUGCAAGCACCUGAACAUCAAUUGGUGGGAAGAGACUCUUUCUCCCGAUGACUUUGACGGUCACGCCCUCCUGAAGCGUGCUCACCCUACCAUCAAGUUCACUACUGGCGAGCACGAAUACACAAGAUACGGUUUCCGCAAGCUGAUCGAGGGUCGCCAUAUCGACAUCCUUCAGCCUGAUGUUAUGUGGCUCGGUGGAUUGACUGAAUUGCUCAAGGUCUCUGCUCAGGCUGCUGCAUAUGACAUCCCUGUUGUUCCCCAUGCAAGCGGCCCCUACAGUUACCACUUCGUCGUCUCUCAAACGAAUUCGCCAUUCCAAGAAUAUCUCGCCAACUCGCCUGAUGGUCAAUCGGUUCUUCCUGUGUUCGGAAACCUGUUCCUCAACGAGCCUAUUCCCGACAAGGGUUAUCUCGACGUGUCUGUAUUGGACAAGCCUGGGUUUGGUCUCGAGAUCAACCCUUCUGCUCCUCUGAUUGAUGCGGCUGGUAUCCUCAACCCUGCUCCAUCAAGAUCAUUGGCAGACCCUACUAUCCCAGAUGGCAUUCAGAACGAGAAGUCGUCCUAA
Messenger RNA from Aureobasidium namibiae CBS 147.97, 1275 nucleotides. Its product is annotated as mandelate racemase/muconate lactonizing enzyme family protein. Lineage: Eukaryota; Fungi; Ascomycota; Dothideomycetes; Dothideales; Saccotheciaceae. Gene Ontology annotation, molecular function: magnesium ion binding; L-rhamnonate dehydratase activity. The record is from RefSeq and is a predicted model, not a curated record. The coding region runs from base 1 to 1275 and encodes 424 amino acids. Gene Ontology annotation, biological process: carbohydrate catabolic process. The transcript is spliced from 2 exons.